AUGGCGAUGAUCAGUACUAGAGCUUCACUGCCAUGCGUCGAUCUCUCCAGCGCCAUCGCUUCGUGUUGUCCCCUUUCGUCCCCUGUUGUGCUGGUGCGCUCGAAUCAACGCCGGGCCGUGGCGAGAGCUCUUCACAUUGAGGAGAGGAGGACAGGGAGUGAAACCGUGCGGGUGCGGGCCGCCGGGAAUUGGAACCUCGGCUCUCUGAGAGGGGGCGGAGCCGGUCUUCUGGAGCGCCCCAGCUUCGACCAGUCCCAGUUCGAUCCGCUUCUCCAGGUCCAAGAAGGUAGAUAUGUUCCUCUACCUCAACAUUAUCCUUUUCGUUUCUUAUCCUGGUAUGACAAUAACUUUAGCUUAGUGAGGUUGGAUGAUGAACAGGACGAGGUAGAGAUUGGUUUGAUUUGCAAUGUUGGUCAAAUUUCAACCUAAAACGUACAUUUCACUUUGAAAAAUUUGUUUUACUUUCUUACAUUUACCUUAGCGGUCCCACAAUACCCAAUGUAGCACGGCCAACCACAACUCCAAGUUCCAUCUUCACUUCCAUACCUUGCUUGGCGUGGGCUUGAUCUCGAUUUUCCUAAUAAAAUUGACGACAAGGAUUUGUGUGUAUUUUCUUUGACAACGUUUGUCAACACCUGCUAUUAAGUUGUCCAGGCUUUUUUUUUCUCUUUUACUUCGUUUGUGUGAUUUAAUUGGCCUUCCCGUAGUUCAUAUGCCCUCUCUAUCCUUUUCCAUCUUCCAGUUCCUUUGAAGAACUGACGCAUGCAGAAAUGACACCGUCCAUACUUCCAUGUUAAUAGGAGAGAAAAAAAUCCUCUGGUUUUUUCAACUCUGAUGAUAUGAAUCUGAUCUGGAUUAAUUUGAGCUGGAUCGAAUUUUUAUGUAGUUCGUACUAAAAACAAAUCAGACGGGACGGUCCUUAGAAAUCGGAAGGCCACUCCAACCGCGACGACAGGGGAGUUCAUUCAGUUCGUUCCAUUGAAUUAAGGUAAACUUUACGUGAAACAUCCCGGAAGGGGAAUGCUGAUUCAUUCAGUUGGAGGGGCACUGAAGCCUUAGCUUCGUCAGGAGCCAUGGUCCCAAGGAUUUCCAAUCGAAAUGACUCUACCUGUUAAAGUACUUCAGACCUUCACACCAGGCUUGUGAAGUUGGGCUCACAACCGGUUCCAAUCUGCGUACACACACCGUAAUCACAGUUCCGAAUCGGGUCAAAGGCAUCCUGAUUCUCAUUCGUCUAACCCAAUAGCUGCCAUUGCCAGAGUUUUUUUUUUUACCCAAUCCAUCUAAUGAACGCAUAGCAUGAACUCCAAUUCCUCUCGCUAUCUCCAAGGAGUUGACCAUUUCUCCUCUCUCUCUCUCUCUCUCUCCCCAUUAUGCGUACAGGAGGGGAUAUCGGUAAGCUGAAGGGAGAGAAAGGGCUUGGAAGCGGCGACAGCUUCAGAGUUCUGCUGAUCGACGACGCACGUCAUACUGUGGCAUUAGGUAAGGAAACAAAAAACUGGUUCAUCGCCGCUGUUCUCACAGACUAUCCGCUUCCACCUUCCUAAUCUUCUGUUCAUUAUUCCUAAAACGAACAUUUAUAUUGAUGGACUUGGUAGGCCACCGGAGGUAGAAAAAAGUUACAGAAAAGACAGUCAGACACUCCCCGCUCUCUCUCUCUCUCUCUCUACCGCUCAGCAUUAAAGUGCACGUGGUGGGCUGGUCGUCGACGCUUUCGGGCAUGUUUACAAUAGAAUCUCCGUAAAUUUAUGUUCUAUGUAUCCUCCACGACUGUUGCAGUUGAGAAGGCGCUGCCCCAAGUGGUUCCCUCCGUCACCCCCGACGAGGCCAGGAAACUGUUCUACGAAUCGCGUCAGCAAGGCGUCACCGUUGUUCUCGUGACUGUGAAGGUACACACCGCACCACUCCAACCCUGCGGCCCUCUCUCUCUCUCUCUCUCUCUCUCUAUGGAGGGUGAGCUCAUCUGCUACGCCGUUCGUAUCGUUGCGCCUACAGGAGCACGCGGAGUUCUACGCGCAGAUGAUGGUGCGAAACGGGAUGAGGUCGGCCAUCGAACCAGAUUCUGCCUAA
Molecule: messenger RNA, 2070 nt
Organism: Spirodela intermedia
Lineage: Eukaryota; Viridiplantae; Streptophyta; Magnoliopsida; Alismatales; Araceae
Source: the annotation of a GenBank genome assembly